AUGGCCGAGUCAAACGUAGAUGAUACCGGUAAGGAUAUUUGGUCAUUAAUUUCUCUAGAUAAAUUGGCCACUGCCAUUUCUUCUCUUGGUGAGCGUAUUGAUCAACUCAAAGAUGAUUCAUGGCGCUUAAGCGAGAAAACUAAAUCUUCUAGCUCAUGCUGGAGCGAAGUUAUUAAUGGAUUGAAACUUGAUGAUAACGAAAAAAAUCGCCACACUUUAUACAAAGUGUGGCAUGGUAAUCGGCAUAAAAUACAUGCUCUUGUUGACGAGAAGAAGAGCGAAAUUAAGAUUAAUAAAAUAAAAGAACAGGAAGGUUAUGAGAGUAACUCAACAUGUAAUAAUUCUGUUAGCGAGAAGGUGAUUGCACCUUUACAUUCUGAACCAUCGUUACCUCUACCUGAACCACGCAAUACACGCACAUAUCAGAAAGCAAUAACAAGUGGUAAUUUCUAUGAACGUCAUUGUAUUAAAACGGAAUUUAUUUCUCUUACUCGUAUUGAAUGGAAAGAUACAUAUAGUCGUACUCAUAAGAAAACGAUGCCUGGUUGGACCAGAAUUUUUAAUGAGAAAUUGAGGUCUAUUGGUAACACAUGCUCAUUACGUUUUCAUUCUGCUUGCAUACCAAGCGGUGUAAGAAAACAUAACUGUUCUGAUUUUUGGUUCAGUACAGCUUGUACUGGCGAUAAAUGUCAGAGAAAAUAUAUCGUGAGUCAUAGAAGAGAUAUGGAUAAUAACUUAAUGCUUCUAUUUCGUGUGGACACCUAUGGCGAAGAAAAUCACAGUGAAGACAAUAUAAUGCGACCACGUAAAAUAAGUGGGGGAGAACGUCUAGCUCUUGGAAAACGAGCGAAUGAAAUUGGUCCAUCAGCAACAUUUCGUGAAUUGGUGGAAGCUGCUGAUGAAGAUAUGCUCGUAGCAGAUUCGACUGGUGGAGUAUUAAAGCCAAUGAAAGAGCAAAAUGAUAUAUACAUUUAUACAAUAAUGUUCAAAGAUGGGAUUGAUGCAUUGGAUAAUGUUCCACUAGCGCACGCUAUUUUAACAGAUCACACAGUUCCGGGCAUUGGUUACUUUCUUGGCAAUGUAAUUCAUAGCGUCAAUCAAGUGACAACAAAGAAAAAACUACGUCCUCCUUCAUUUAUCAUCAUUGAUUUUUCUGCUGCUCUUAUGAACGCCGCUCUUCAGCAAUUCAAUAUUGAAACUGUUAACAAACAUCUCAAACGAUGCUGGAAUGUUAUACAUCGCAAAUAUAGUGCUGAAAAUAUUCGAUCAUUAUCUUAUAUUCAUUUAUGCUGUUGCCAUGUUAUGCAUGGCAUUGCAAGAAGUCUGAAUGCUGAAAAAUUUGAAAAAAAAACACGAGAAGCUGUGUUAUAUAUAUUCGCUUAUAUGUUAUGUAGCGAUGAUAUCAAUCAAUUAUAUGACACAUUAGGAUUAGUGAUUAAUAUAUUCGGCGAUCCAAACGAACAGAACGCAAAAGAGAAGCUUGAUAAAAUAUGCUCUCUUAAAUUGAACGUUGAUGAAGAAAGUGAGUCAGUUUUAAAAGACUUUGAUAAAAGUUUUAGAACAGCUGAAGUGAACGAAGAAGAAUUAAAGCUUGUGGAUGAAUAUUUUGAAUCAGAUGAACCAAUUAUUCACCAGUCGCCAUUUAAUAAAGAGGCUAUUAAACGCUAUCCAUUGCUGAAUGAGAUAGUAAUAAAAAAAAAGAUAAAAAGCAGUAAUAAUAAUGCAUUGUUUUCUGCAUCGAUAAUGCGUAUAUUCUAUCGAUGGUGA
Molecule: messenger RNA, 1767 nt
Organism: Rotaria socialis
Lineage: Eukaryota; Metazoa; Rotifera; Eurotatoria; Philodinida; Philodinidae
Source: the annotation of a GenBank genome assembly